This is a messenger RNA of Penicillium angulare, 2187 nucleotides long. RefSeq names its product putative C6 transcription factor (Leu3). Gene Ontology annotation, cellular component: nucleus. Lineage: Eukaryota; Fungi; Ascomycota; Eurotiomycetes; Eurotiales; Aspergillaceae. The record is from RefSeq and is a predicted model, not a curated record. Gene Ontology annotation, biological process: regulation of DNA-templated transcription; DNA-templated transcription. Gene Ontology annotation, molecular function: transcription cis-regulatory region binding; zinc ion binding; DNA-binding transcription factor activity, RNA polymerase II-specific. The coding region runs from base 1 to 2187 and encodes 728 amino acids. The transcript has 6 exons.
AUGACGGGUGUCAAUCAUGCGCCGCUCUCUAUGUCUGUCUCCGAUGGUUUGCAGGGUCGCAAACGAAAUGUGACCAUCUCGGGGAUGGACAGCUCCCCGGGGAGUAUUGAUGAUGCGGAGGAUAACGAACGCGAUGACAAGAGGAGACAACCAGUGAAGCGGGCUUGUAACGAAUGCCGACAGCAAAAGCUACGAUGUGAUGUCAUUCAAGAUCCUUGGAGCGAUUGUUCAAGAUGCCGCCGACUUGGACUUGACUGUAAAAUCGAAUCCAACUUCAAGCGAGUUGGAAAGCGAAGUCGCAAUGCCGAGAUGGAACGAGAGAUAAUUGAGUUGAGGAAACAAAUUGCGACUGCCAAUACCACUCCUACCUCAUCAAUGCACCAGCCACAGACUAUUCAUGCCGGCCAAUUAACGCCGAAGCAAGAGUCGAGUCAGGUCAGCCCUGCCGGUGUCUACCAAACCCAGACGCCGUCAGCCAUGUCCGCAGAUCAAUAUAUGGGCUCCCAGGAGGCCGUCGCAUCGCUCUUAGAUUUACGCUCUGGAUUUGAUGGAAACACCUUUCUCAGAAAUGGAAAUCAGCAAUUCAGGCGAAUUGAAGAUGUCAUGGUUGUUCCAGAGAAGGUGGUCGAGCUCUUCAGCAUAUAUUUCACAUACUAUAACCCAUUCCUCCCAUUUUUGGACCGACAGCAAUCUCCAGAUGAAUACCAUAAUGCUUCGCCUUUGUUAUUCUGGAUGAUUAUCAGUAUCGGUGCCAGAAGAUAUCAGGGUGAUUCAGGGUUGUUGAAUUCUCUUGCGGGGCCUGUCACACGUCUCGUAUGGAGUACUUUGGCAGAUAUACCCCAAAGUUACCACGUUGUGAAAGCGCUCGGCUUGCUGUGCUCCUGGCCAUUUCCCACUAGCAGCACCUCAACAGACCCAACAUUUAUGCUCUGCGGGAUGAUGAUUCAGGUAGCCAUGCAGCUUGGUCUUCAUCGGCCAUCCCACAGCCAGGACUUCAGUAAAUUUCGCGUGGAACUUAUUGAGGAGGAAUUGAAAGACAAAGUCCGAACAUGGGCCAUUUGUAACAUCGUUGGGCAACGAGUCUCAACUGGCUAUGGUCAACCUCCAUCAACGCUUUAUGACUGGACGCUCUCAUCCAGUGAUUCGUUAGACCCGAACUUCAAAUUACCCGAUGAUAUCAAACAUAGGUUGGAGAUCGAAAAAUUCUGCGACAGAAUUACCCGAGCUCUUUAUACCAACAGACGUGAUCCCGUCGGACUGACAAGUGACCAAGAACGGAACACAAUGAUUUCCUUCCUUUCACGUGAUUUUGAUGAACUAGAAGAGCAAUUCAAAGCGCGAAAUGAUUGCAUUACCGAUCUAUUUCUUCGCGCAGCCAACCUUCAUCUGCAUUUGUCAGCCUUCUUUGACGAUCCUGCUGCAAAAGACUACCGUGAGCGUCUUCUUUCGCUAUACGUUGCCACAACUUCGUUUCUUGAGGCUGCCAUGAAUCUUGAAACAGAAGUGGGCCCUGUUCUCUCUUAUACUCCUUACUAUAUCUACCAGAUGAUGGUUGCAGCAGGCUGUACCCUCCUCAAACUCAGCAAAAGCUUCUUUGCCGCUCACAUCGACAUGGAAUAUACGAAAAAUUUGUUCAACAGGACUAUUUGGGCGAUUCGUAGCGUGUCUGCAUCGAACAACGACCUUCCUGAACGCCUGGCCGAGGUGCUUGCUCAAAUGUGGCGGUUGGGAGCUCAAAAGUCCACAACGAGUAAUACGAGCAUUGACGAUUCGUUGAGACUUAAAGUCCGGUGCCGUAUGAGCAUGUCCCUCCUCUUUGAUUCAGUCUGGCGAUGGCGAGAGGACGCAAGGACAAAGGGACGAAAUAUUGAAGCCUACCUCAAAAAUCCGACCAACCCGGACUCCACAGCCGACUCAUCCGCCGCUUCGUCCGUCGGCCCUCCCCGCACUCAGUCAUCCACACCUGGCAUUUCCGGUGGUGAUCCAAGCCUCGCACCAGCACCAAUGAUUUCACAAGCCGCCCUUGGCGUGGGUACCAGCAGUGCGGUCGGUGGGCUCCCCAGUGGUUUCAUGGAGCCCAAUUAUGAGGUCUUUGAUCCUCUGAACUGGCUCCUUGACGGGCUGGUAGAUUUACCAUAUUCAUCGUAUUCGAACAUUGGCGGCGUGGAACCCCAGGGAAUUGCAUAG